AUGUUAUUUCCUGUCUCGUCACUAUCUUCGCGCUCGGCAUAUCGGGUAAUCGCUGUGCUAUUGCUGUUUUUCCUCAUCCAGCAGUAUCUAUAUUUCCACGAAUCCGCCUCUGCCAGCCGAAAGCGUCCUCCUAAUGGCGAUCAGUCCGACCCGUGCGGCUCCCUCAAGGGUCUAGACGACCUGUUCGUAAUCCUCAGGACUGGAGCCACCGAGGCCCCCAAGAAACUCCCCGUCCACUUCACCACCACCCUCCGCUGCGUCCCGCACUUCGCCCUCUAUUCCGACUACGAAGAGGUCAUCGAAGGUCACCAGGUCCACAACGCCCUCGACGAGGUCGAUCCCGACAUCAUAGCGUCCCACCCCGAUUUUGAAUAUUACCGUCGCCUGCAGGAGGGAGGCAGGGCAGCCUUCUCGGCCGAGGAGCUGACACAAUGGGCGUCCGCGAAAAAUACGAACGGUGGUCGGGACUCCCCCGGCUGGAGGUUGGAUAAGUGGAAGUUCCUCCCGGUCGCCGACAAGGCGUUCCGACAGCAGCCGGACGCGAAGUGGUACAUCUUCAUCGAGUCCGACUCGUACAUGCUCUGGCAGACCCUGCUGCAAUGGCUGUCCCACUUCGACGCCUCGAAGCCGCACUACCUGGGCAUGCAGAUGCAGAUCGGCGACGUCAUCUUUGCAUACGGCGGCUCGGGGUUCGCCAUCUCCAACCCCGCGUUGAAAAAGGUUGUCGAGCACCGUCGCGCGAACCUGAAAUCCUACGACGACUUCACCGCCGGCCACUGGGCCGGCGACUGCGUCCUGGGCAAGGCCCUCAAAGACGCCGGCGUGAACCUCCUGUGGUCCUUCCCGACUCUCGUGGGCGACCAGCCGUCGGACAUGGACUAUAACACGUCCUUCGGGGGCGCAGACAAGACGCCGUGGUGCUAUUACGCCGCGAGCUUCCACCAUCUCCCGCCCGACGAAUACCCCAAAUUCGCCAAGUUCGAAGAAGUGUGGAAUCGGGAGCAUACCUCUCCCUUGCGCCACCGUGACGUCUUCCGCUCCUACGUCCUGCCGCGCAUUUCGACAGAGCAUUCCGAUUGGGACAACCUCUCCGACCACGACGAGGGCACGGUCGGUGCCUUCGAGGAGUGCCGCCAGGCUUGCGAGAAUAAGCCCGACUGCCUGCAGUUCUCCGUCGCCGACAAUACCUGCAAGACAUCCACGGCCCUCAAGUUAGGGCAUCGCGUCUCCCAAACCGAGAAGGUGAAAUCGGGAUGGAUUGCCGGACGGCUCAAAGACUACGUCCAACGCAUGGACGCAAAAUGUGGCCACAAAGACUGGAUACUGCCAUAA
Molecule: messenger RNA, 1332 nt
Organism: Durotheca rogersii
Lineage: Eukaryota; Fungi; Ascomycota; Sordariomycetes; Xylariales; Xylariaceae
Product: glycosyltransferase family 31 protein
Exons: 2
Coding region: 1-1332 (443 amino acids)
Cellular component (GO): membrane
Molecular function (GO): glycosyltransferase activity
Source: RefSeq, a predicted model, not a curated record